This is a messenger RNA of Dermacentor silvarum, 1428 nucleotides long. RefSeq lists its product as uncharacterized. The coding region runs from base 40 to 1428 and encodes 462 amino acids. The transcript has 3 exons. Lineage: Eukaryota; Metazoa; Arthropoda; Arachnida; Ixodida; Ixodidae. The record is from RefSeq and is a predicted model, not a curated record. Gene Ontology annotation, molecular function: zinc ion binding.
AAUGCGCUGUUGCUCUAUUUGUAGUAUCCUCAAGCCUUCAUGACGGACAAUUCUGCCGCAGAAAAAGCAGCCCUGCAAGCUGUUUGGCCCCAGGGGACACAGCUGCUUUGCUUUUUUCAUGUUGCACAAGCAGAGUGGAGGUGGCUCACGGCAGCUCGCAACAACAUCGGAAAAGAGCAGAGAAAAAGUCUCAUGUCAGCAUUCCGGCAGAUCAUGUAUGCUGACAGCACUGAAAAGCUGGAGAGUGCUAUCAAAAACUUCCGAGAGAGUUCCCACACAUCAUAUCUAUCACGUGUGGAAGCCUUUUUGGACCGGAAAGAAGAGUGGGUGCUGUUGUUUCGUAGCAAGCUCACAACACGUGGCCACAACACCAAUAAUUUUGCAGAGGCUUCCAUUCGGAUUUUGAAAGAUAUUGUUCUUUCAAGAACAAAAGCAUUUAAUGCUGUGGCUCUAGUGGAGUCAAUAUCAGAAGUAUGGGAGCUCUACUUCAAGAGCAGAAUUUUAAAGCACGCGCACAACCGUGUCCCCACACACCAGCUGCUCUACGACAGCCUUCUGAAGAAAACACCAGAAGGAGCUCAGGCAUCAGUCGUCUCACUUGGGGACAACUGCUUUUUGGUGCCAAGCUUCCAAAAGAACGGCGAAAUUUAUGAUGUGUGCGGAGAUAUAGGCACGUGUACAUGCCGAGCUGGUUGCACAGGUGCCUUCUGCAAGCACCAGGCGCUUGUACACAAACAUUUUGGUGGUAUUUUUCCGAACUGCCCAGCACUGACAAUAACUGACCGCCAUGAACUGGGAAGACUGGCCCUCGGAGAUUUGUGCCCAGGCAUAGAGUUUUUUUCAAACUUCUGCGACACCAACGAAGUGCAAAGUGAGCAUGGCCCAGCACUUCAACAAGAAAUGUGUCCUGCUAAUGCAAACGAGAGUGAAGAGAGAGCAGACCCUCCAGCUGUCCUUGGACGAGAAGUGUGUCCAACAUCAGGCCUCGAGCAGCAAGACAGCCAGGUGUGUGCCACUUUCCAUGCUCAGGUUAAUCAAAAGUGGGAUGUGGACAACAACCUUGAAGCUCUCUUUGAGCAGAUGCGGCAGAUUCAUGCUGAGGAGAAAGGCAACGAAACGUACAGAAGGCACCUGCUCAGUGGCACUAAACGCCUAAAGAGAUUGCAAGAGCAGAAGCGUGGUAUUGGGGCCAUGAUGGCUAUGGAUGCUGCUUUAGGCCUCGAGUUAAGGCGUGGGCGUUGUAUUAAAGUGCAGCCCACAGCAACUUCAAGACGACGUCCAGGAGUGACAAGAGGCUCCAAGCGAGUAGCAGCGGGACGACCACCAAGUGGCCCUUCACCUAAGCGAGCAAAGAAGCGGCGUCAUGUGCUGCAGCAGAGUGUAGAUGAUAACAUUCCACAUGUGAAGUUGCAUGGCUAUGGACAUUGA